GAGAGUCUCAAAGCAGAGCACGGAAAGAUCCGCCUUCUCAGCGUCUUGCCCGGCGUUGGCGAAGAGGUCAUCAGAUGCACCCUGCGCAUCGCCACCCUUCUGGACCUAGACAGCUACGAGGCAAUGUCUUACGAAUGGGGCGAGCCGGGCCUCGGCAGGACAAUCCUGGUCAAUGACAGCGAGUUUGAAGUUGGCGAAAACCUGUUCCAGGCGCUUCGGCACCUUCGGCUGCCCGACUCAGCACGCGUCUUGUGGAUCGACGCUAUCUGCAUCAAUCAGUCCGACCUUCGAGAACGGAACCACCAAGUCCAGCAGAUGGCAGACGUCUACAGCAGGGCUCAACAGGUCAUUGCGUGGAUCGGU
Molecule: messenger RNA, 363 nt
Organism: Canariomyces notabilis
Lineage: Eukaryota; Fungi; Ascomycota; Sordariomycetes; Sordariales; Chaetomiaceae
Product: HET-domain-containing protein
Exons: 1
Source: RefSeq, a predicted model, not a curated record